Boeremia exigua is the source of this 1882-nucleotide messenger RNA. RefSeq names its product major facilitator superfamily domain-containing protein. Gene Ontology annotation, biological process: transmembrane transport. The record is from RefSeq and is a predicted model, not a curated record. Lineage: Eukaryota; Fungi; Ascomycota; Dothideomycetes; Pleosporales; Didymellaceae. Bases 377 to 1834 code for a protein of 485 amino acids. Gene Ontology annotation, cellular component: fungal-type vacuole membrane. The transcript has a single exon. Gene Ontology annotation, molecular function: transmembrane transporter activity.
CGCGCAUUGUGGUGCACGACAUAGCGUGUGACGCCUAUGAGUAACUGCAGUUAAAGGUCGUGAAGUUCACCGGAGAGCUGGGAUGAGAACUCCGGCGAGAAGUCCGAGAUUGUGGGGAACCCCAUUGUUACGAAUCCUACUCCGCAAAACCAGCAACUCGCCCGAAGAAUCCGUUGCAAAUGCACCAAGCUGGACUCUCAAGCUGCUUGCCAAAUCACAUCAAGCUAGUCUCCGCAACCGGCGCGCUUGUUGAGGGACUCAUCGUUUCUCGGGCACAUUGCCGAUCUUCCGUUGCCACGACUUUUGUACUCAUACACCGAAUUCCACGCAAACCCAAUCAAUGAGAAGGAGCUAGGAUUGCUGAAAGAAGAGCACGAUGGCCGCCCACGACGUCGAGAAGGGAGCACUUGAUGACGCCACGCCAUCUCAGGAAGUCACCAACACCAUAAACAACGUAUACGCACCCAGCCACACGUCCUCGGAACACGAAAUCGAAGAACAAAUCGAAGAACAAAUCUCGAGAAUAUCUACCCACGCGUCCCGCCACUCCCGCACCGUAAAGUCCAAGAAUGCACUUACCAACCUCGCCAAAACUAUCACAGCCCGCAGCAACGCCUCCGUCAUCGACCCGGGCCCGCCUCCCGACGGCGGCCUGAAGGCCUGGACCCAGUCCUUCAUGGGCCACUUCGUCGUCUUCAACACGUGGGGCCUGAUCGCAACUUUCGGCGUGUUCCAGGCGCACUACACGCAGGACCUGGGUUUGGAGCCCAGCGCGGUGUCGUGGAUCGGGUCGAUGCAGAUGCUGGGGCACUUCUCGCUGGGCAUGUUCAGCGGGCGGCUGUUCGACGCGGGAUAUUUCCACUGGGUGGUGAUCCCGGGGAUGCUGCUCGCGGCGCUGGGCACCAUGCUGACGAGCCUGUGCACGCAGUACUGGCACUUCUUCCUGGCGCAGGGCCUGAUGACGGGGCUGGGGAGCGGGCUGCAGUUUGCGCCGACGAUUAGCCUGGUCACGACGUAUUUCAGCAAGAAUCGGAGUGUGGCCCUGGCAAUCAUGGCGAGUGGGAGUGCCACGGGCGGGCUGGUGUAUCCGACGAUUGCGCGCCAGUUGAUGCCCCGCAUUGGGUUUCCGUGGACGGUGAGGGUAAUGGGGUUUAUGAUGUUGGCGGUGGGCUCGUUGUAUUGCUCGUUGCUCAAGCCGCGUCUGCCGCCGCGGAAGUCGGGGCCUUUGUUUGAGUUCGGUGCGUUCAAGGAGCCGCCGUAUAGUCUGUUCCUGAUUGGAAUUUUCUUGAUCGGACUGGGACAGUACUUUGCGUUCUACUACAUCUCGAGUUUUGCGCUGGACAUCUUGGAUGUUCCUUACGCAACAAGUGUCAAUGUUCUGCUUGUGCUCAACGGUGUUGGCGUGCUGGGGCGCCUGAUUCCGUCUUACUUCGCAGACAAGUGGACGGGCCCGUACAAUGUUCUGAUACCGUUCUGUUUCAUUUCUGCGAUCGUCCUGUUCUUCUGGCCGUUGGUUCACAGCGAGGCUGGGCUCUAUGGAUGGGCUGUCUGCUACGGGUUCUUUGUAGCAGGCUUCCAGGGCAUCUUUCCUGCAGUCUUGACGACCUUGACGAAAGACAUGAGCCGGGUGGGAACAAGGAACGGUAUGGGCUUUGCAAUUAUGGGAGUAGGCACGCUUGUUGGCCCGCCGAUUGCAGGUGCACUGAUUCAAAAUAGUGGGGGUAGCUACCUUCCCGCACAGAUGUUCGGAGGUGUGACAGUGUUGCUUGGAAGUUGUGUGCUGGUCAUUGGGAGAACGGCGAUCACUGGGUGGAAUCUGAAAGUGAGAGCUUAGAGACUGAAUCGUUCUGGACGAGACAAAUUAUUCCUUAAUACAAUGCUA